This is a messenger RNA of Alexandromys fortis (reed vole), 858 nucleotides long. Its product is annotated as pregnancy-specific glycoprotein 22-like. Lineage: Eukaryota; Metazoa; Chordata; Mammalia; Rodentia; Cricetidae. The record is from RefSeq and is a predicted model, not a curated record. Gene Ontology annotation, cellular component: external side of plasma membrane. The coding region runs from base 1 to 858 and encodes 285 amino acids. The transcript has 3 exons. Gene Ontology annotation, biological process: T cell activation.
AUGGUUGUGUUUAAGAGCCAGGAAGUUGCCCGAUACAUAAUAGAGAAGAAAUCAACAGUAUGGGGGCCUGCACAUAGUGGCAAAGAGACAUUGUACAGUGAUGGAUCCCUGUUGCUUCAUGGUGUAACUCAAAAAGACUCUGGGUUUUAUACUCUAGCUAUUCUGAGAACAGAUAUGAGAAGUGAAGAAGCACAUGUUCAUCUCCAGGUGGACCCCUCAUAUUCUCUGUGUUGCAACCCUCUCACUCCUUUCCCACUCAUGAUCCAACCAUUGCCUCCAUAUGUUGUUGAAGGGAAUGAUGUACUUCUUAACGUUCAUAAUCUUCCAGAAGAUCUGCAAGGCUAUGCCUGGUACAAAAUGAUAUAUAGGGGCCAUGUCAUUAAAAUUGUAGAAUACAGCUCAGCCAUGUAUUCUCUCUCUUGGGAGCCUGAAUACGAACCAAGAGGGACAAUGUACAAAGAUGGAUCCCUGAUGCUCCUGAAUGUCACUGAGGAAGAUGCAGGAAUGUAUGCACUAGCAAUUUUAAACAAAGAUUUCAAAAUAGAAGAAGCCUACGUGAAAUUUCAUGUAUACAAGAAUGUGACACAGCCCUUUGUGCAAAUCUCUGAUACCACAGUCGCAGGACAAAGAUCUGUGAUCUUCUCCUGCAUUUCACCUGACACUAAUAUCUCUAUCCGUUGGAUCUUCAAUAAGAAGAAUCUGCAGCUCAAAGAGAGGAUGACUUUGUCCCCAACAAAGUGUGGACUCAAAAUAGAUCCUGUCAAGAGUGAGGAUGCUGGAGAAUAUCAAUGUGAGGUCUUCAACCGAGUCAGUUCGAAGAUCAGUCCCCCAGUGAGUCUGGCCAUCAUGAACGAGUGA